UGAAGGUCAAACCCUAAUCAUUAAUAAUAAAAAUCCAAGGUAUAUGAUAUUGAUUUCAUAUUUAAAUAAUGCAAACAGCACGCAGUUUUAAAAUUGUAUAAGUGCAGCGUUUUAGCCAUAUGCUUGUUGGAGAGUGGGCGGGCUACAUUGUCUAGUGCUCUGUUGUUAGAGAAACAGACGGGGGAAAAAUCUAGCAAGAUUAACGUUGCUGUCCUAAACCGGAUUCAUUCUGCCAUUAAUUGAAUGCAUGUCCCAUCGCACAGUCAACUCGAUCAAGUUGAUAGGUCUGACUAGGAGAAUACAAAAAUAAAGAAACGAUUUGUUAUCGGUGAUUUAGCAUGGCAGAAGCUCAUCAGGCUGUGGCCUUCCAGUUCACUGUUGGCCCAGAUGGCAUUGACCUUCAGCUCAGUCAUGAGGCCCUUCGUCAAGUCUACCUCUCUGGACUUCACUCCUGGAAGAAGAAAUUCAUCCGCUUUAAGAAUGGGAUUUUGAAUGGCGUUUACCCAGGGAGUGCACCAGGGUUCAUGGUGGUGUUGGCAGGGUAUUUGGGAAGAGCUCAUUAUUUAAAAGUGGACCCUUCGUUAGGCAUGUUCGUCAAACUUGGCAGACAUGUCCCAGUCAGCAGGUACAUGUCAACACAAAAGCAGAUGUUAGUUGGGGGUGUCAUGGUGGGCACAGGUCUGUGGAUUGCCGUCAUAUUCAGCAUGAGAACUGUUCUGAAAGGUUUGCUUUCCUGGCACGGCUGGAUGUUUGCUCCCCAUGGCAAAAUGACCUGGCAAAUUCGACUAUGGCUGGUGCUAGUGAAGAUUUUUUCUGGCAUGCAAACACCGAUGCUGAACAGUUUUCAGAACUCUCUCCCUCAUUUACCUGUGCCAUCUGUGAAGGACACCAUGAGAAGAUAUCUUGAGUCAGUUCAACCACUGCUGAGCGAUGAGGAACACCAACGAAUGCAGAGUCUUGCACUCGAUUUUGAGAAGAACCUUGGACCCAAACUUCAGUGGUACCUCAAGCUGAAGUCUUGGUGGGCCACCAAUUAUGUCAGUGACUGGUGGGAAGAGUAUAUCUACUUGAGAGGUCGUGGGCCAAUCAUGGUUAACAGCAACUAUUAUGUUAUGGACUUUCUUUAUGCAUUUCCCACACAUCUGCAAUCAGCAAGAGCCGGCAACGUCAUUCAUGCAAUCAUGCUUUACAGGAGGAAGCUGGACCGGGCUCAAAUCAAACCGCUUUUUGCGCUAAUGAACAGCGUUCCACUCUGUUCUGCCCAGUGGGAGCGGCUAUUUAAUACAUGCCGCGUCCCAGGCCAGGAGACGGACACAGUUCAGCACAUGUCUGACAGCAGGCAUAUUGUGGUGUAUCACAGAGGCCGUUACUUUAAAGUAUGGAUGUUUUAUGAUGGGCGGUUAUUGUUGCCACGGGAGAUAGAGCAACAGAUGGAAAGGAUUCUGGCUGACACCUCAGAGCCGCAGCCUGGAGAGGAAACCCUGGCCGCCCUCACCGCAGGGGACAGAGUGCCUUGGGCAUGCGCCCGUAAUGCCUACCUCAGACACGGCAAGAACAAGAAGUCUCUGGAUGCCGUGGAGAAGGCAGCUUUCUUUGUUACACUGGAUGACACAGAGCAGCGCUAUGAUCCAGCAAAUCCUGUGGAGACCCUGGACCGUUAUGCUAAAUCACUUCUCCACGGGAAGUGUUAUGACAGGUGGUUUGAUAAGUCCAUAAACUUAAUUGUCUUCAAGAAUGGAACCAUGGGCCUUAAUGCAGAACACAGCUGGGCUGAUGCUCCAAUCGUUGGCCACCUCUGGGAGCAAGUGCUCUCGAUGGACCCUGUUAAGCUGGGCUACACGGCAGAUGGCCACUGUAAAGGAGAACCUCACCCUAAUCUUCCCGGACCUCAAAGACUCCAGUGGAGCAUCCCAACUGAGUGCCAAACUAUGAUCGCUAACUCUCUGUCUGUGGCCGUGGCUUUGGCUGAUGAUGUGGACUCGCACAUCAUCCCCUUCAGUGACUUUGGGAAAGGCCUCAUCAAGAAGUGCAAGAUCAGUCCUGAUGCCUUCAUCCAGCUUGCACUGCAGCUGGCCCAUUAUAGGGACAAAGGAAAAUUCUGCUUGACGUAUGAGGCAUCUAUGACACGUUUAUACAGAGAAGGCCGUACAGAAACUGUGCGCUCUUGCACCAUGGAAUCCUGUGCUUUUGUCCGUGCCAUGAUCAGCAACAAAACGAGAGAAGAGAAGCUUCGUUUACUAACCCAGGCCGCUGAGAAACACCAGCAGAUGUAUAGACUGGCCAUGACUAGUCAGGGCAUUGACCGCCAUCUCUUUUGCCUCUACGUAGUGUCUAAGUACCUUGGACAGGACUCCCCAUUCCUCCAGGAGGUGCUGUCAGAGCCUUGGAGACUCUCCACUAGUCAGACUCCUUUUCAGCAGGCGGAGCUGUUUGAUCUGGUGAAUCACCCAGAGUAUGUGACCACCGGAGGAGGCUUUGGACCGGUGGCAGAUGACGGUUAUGGUGUGGCCUAUGUGAUUGUUGGCGAAAAACUCGUCAAUUUCCACAUCUCUUCCAAGCAUUCCAGUCCAGAGACGGACUCUCAUCGCUUUGGAAAUAAUAUCAGGCAAGCAAUGCUUGAUAUGCUGAAUCUGUUUCAGCUUGACACAAAGAACCUGAAGUAAUUUGACUGGUGAAAGGAUUACGCUUUUAAUGACUCGUGUCGCCCUAAUUAUAUAUAAGCAGUAUUGAGAGAAGCUUGAAUUUUUUUUUUUUUUUUUUUUUUUUGUGCUUGUGUUGUCUUGUUUGUUUGCAUGUGUCUGUGAGAUGCAGCAUAUGAAGGAGAGAAGUAGGCAGGGAGCGUAAGAAUCUCAUUCUGCUGGUGCCUUAACAUACGUCUUAACUGAACAGUUCAGUGCAGGUGAUCUGAAGUAAAACUGCAUUUCAAUGCCACGACUGCUUUUGCUUUCAGUAUAUAUUUUGCUGAGAUGUACAGUUUCGUAGAUAUUUCAAUAGAUGACUUUCUUUUGACAAGGAGCAUAAAAAACGCUUGGCUGAAGUGUUGAGCUUAGAAAUCAAGCAGUACGCUGCUUUCCUUUUGCAUUCUGAUAUUUACAGUUGUUCAGAUUCAGUAUUAAGUAAUGAAGGAAAAGAUGAGAUCGUGCGGGUGACAGGUGUCCGAAUUAACAAAAGUGUGCACUCUUUUAUGAUCUAUUUUGCUCGCGCUUUAACCUAAUUCUAUGGGUUGGUUUUGUGUUGAUUCGGUAUUGAAAGGUCACCACAUUUUAAUGUGGGUUGUGUUAACGCUUAUCAGAGGCUUUUUCACAUUAACUGUAAAUGUAUUUUUAUUUUAUGUUAUUUCAUUUCUUCAUCAUAUUUUAUGUUCUGUUUUGAGUGGAUUCACUGUAAAAAAAAAAAAAUGGGGGAAAAAAUAUCUCUUGUAUUCUAAACUUAGUUAUUUAUUUUGUACUCCUAAUAAUGUGUUAAUAAGUAAUUCAUUGGUGUCCUCUCAAAUUACAUGUACAUUUAUUUGGAAAUUCAGGAUAAGCAUUAAACAUACUAUCAACAACAAUAAUAAUGUGAAUAAUG
Molecule: messenger RNA, 3567 nt
Organism: Puntigrus tetrazona (Sumatra barb)
Lineage: Eukaryota; Metazoa; Chordata; Actinopteri; Cypriniformes; Cyprinidae
Gene: cpt1aa
Product: carnitine palmitoyltransferase 1Aa (liver)
Exons: 19
Coding region: 339-2663 (774 amino acids)
Biological process (GO): fatty acid metabolic process; carnitine metabolic process
Cellular component (GO): mitochondrion
Molecular function (GO): carnitine O-palmitoyltransferase activity
Source: RefSeq, a predicted model, not a curated record